ACACGACGGGCAAACUGCAUCACCGGUGCAGAGCGAGAGAGGCGUCGCACUGGAUAUAGUGACUGGUGAAAGAGUGGCCUGGGAGUGAGCAGAUAACACACCCUGGCUGGCUUUGUAGUCUAGAAAAUAUAUCCCCAGCUCAUCGCCAUCUUCAAGACUACCGAUUAAACAUCUUGAGGACAGGACCAACCUCAUCAUCUGUACUCCUCCGACGCGAAAGCCGUCAAGGAUUCGUCCAUUCCUCCUGACUAGUGUCUACUUUGACAUAGGACGCUUGACAGAACAGUAUCAUGCAGGGUGUAGCGAUCUGUUUGAUCGUGCUAUUUGUAGCAGUGUGCAGGGUGGAUGCAAGACCGAGAGAUCACAAGAGGCGUCACCAUGGUGAAGCAGAUUACAAGGACGAAGUCAACUCCUGCACGUUCAUGGUGUGCCCAAAGGGAAGCCAGUGCACCUUUAACUCCAGCCUGAGCGACCCGAUCUGUGUGUGUAUCACAGAGUGUAAGUCCCACCAACACCCUGUCUGUGGCUCGGACGGCUUAAUCUACGACAAUCACUGCGAGUUGCACCGGGCUGCCUGCAUCAAGCAGACUCACAUCGCUGUAGUCCAAGAUGCAGUCUGCAAGAAGCCCACCUCUGAGUUGAUUGGAAGCAACCUGAAUGUCUUGAGCAACCAACUGGACAGAGAGGAUGAUGCCAAGCAGGCGCAAGAUAUCACUGAACCUACAGUAGAUGUUACUGCUGAUGAUAAUGAUGACAAAGAUGACGAGGAGUAUGAACCUGAGGAAGAUAAAGAUGAAGUUAGGGAGACUGAAGAUGAAUGGGACGUAGGUGAGAGUGAUAGGGAGAUGGCCAAAGACGAACCCCUUGAUGCAACAGAAAAACCUAUAUUUGAAGAAAUCCCUACUGAAGUUCCUUGCUCUGAGGAGGGACUGGUAGAUCUCAAGACCAGCAUCUUGGAUCACUAUCGGGCACAGUUCAGCAACUCCCGGGACGACCCCGCCCUGCCGGAGCUGGACAGGAAGUUCCUUGUGAGUCUUAUGACCAACCACUUUGAUUCAUCACGGGACAGCAUGCUUACCAAGGAUGAGAUUCUCUCCAUGGUCUCACGAGACCGGAUCGGAGGGCUGUUUAAGCAGUGUUCGCUGCUGGACAUUCUGCGCAUCUACGACAAGAAUGGCGACAAAAAGCUGGACCCAUACGAGAUGUAUGACGCCUUCGACGUUCAUAUAGUCACGAUUCCGGAGGACAUACGCCAACAAACCAAGGUGGCUAAAGCAGGCGAUAACAUCGUACUGGUCUGUGGGAUCGAUGUUGAAGACAAGUCCAAUAUCAUCUGGCAGCGCAAUGGAAUGGAUCUCGUUGAUGUUGAGCUCGUGGACGGGAUAAAGGUAUGUUGCUGUCAAAGCGCUUGUAGCAAUUUUGUGCCAUUUUUGUACAAAAAGUGCAUUUCUUCAGUGAAUUUUUAAAAAUGCUUUGCAGGU
Acanthaster planci (crown-of-thorns starfish) is the source of this 1481-nucleotide messenger RNA. Its product is annotated as follistatin-related protein 5-like. Gene Ontology annotation, biological process: cell differentiation; multicellular organism development; regulation of BMP signaling pathway. NCBI's taxonomy places the organism in Eukaryota, Metazoa, Echinodermata, Asteroidea, Valvatida, Acanthasteridae. Gene Ontology annotation, cellular component: extracellular region. Gene Ontology annotation, molecular function: protein binding. The record is from RefSeq and is a predicted model, not a curated record.